Molecule: messenger RNA, 6947 nt
Organism: Solanum lycopersicum (tomato)
Lineage: Eukaryota; Viridiplantae; Streptophyta; Magnoliopsida; Solanales; Solanaceae
Source: RefSeq, a predicted model, not a curated record
AGUUGCAAGAAAAGACAGAGGUAGGAUAAAUGUGACAUUGUUUUCUUCUUCUUUCUACUUGAAUUUUCUGCACUAGAGCCUAGGGUCAAUCUCUAUACCUCUCAGAACUGGAUGCUAACCCUAUAUUUAUCUGAGUCUUAUGCUAAAAAGAUCUAAGCGGCCUGCCUGCUAACCAAAGCGACUCCUUGUUGGUGGUUGAUAGGUGUUGGUCCGAUUCACCUAUGUCAGUUCGAACUUGGUGGGUCGUUCGUUCGUGUCGAGAAUCUCUCUCGUUACUCAGAGUUGAUCCGAUGCGUCAUAGAUAGAAUGGAGUGGGCUAUACGCCGACCCACGUUAAAAGCUUUCUUCUCUUAUGAGAUUUUGGUUCCAGAAGGUAUAGCUCUCGCCUCAGCUUUUUCUUUGAAAUCGGAGACUGUUCCAAUUUCCUUCUGAGAUAGGCAAGCGGAGGGAGAACUAGACGUAUCUUGCUAGGCAAAGACAGGUUAGAAUGGAUAGCUCGCGGGUGGGAUUGACGGGAUAGAUCACUAUUGCAGAAGGAGGUAGAACCGGGGGAAGAAUUAUGGCCGUAGGUUUGCAUACACUCUACACUCUACGGAUUCGAUGGCUGUUGUUGUUAUUCCUAAAACUCAAAGUAUUUAUAUAUUACUCAGGAAAUAGAAUAAAAAUUCUGCCCCCCUAUUACGCAAGUGUGCAGAAACUAAGCUACAAAUAAAGAACCUGUUUUGUAUAAGUAUUUAGUUCAAACAGUUAUAAUUGUGAAGUGCAGAAUAGUAAUGGACACAAAAUUUAAUGUGAAAAAUCAUUUGGCUCAGAAGGUGUAAAAUCAGGAUGUAUCCAGUAAGAUUUAACAUGAAAAAACACCUAUCCACCUGGCUCAAAAGGUGUAAAAAUCGUCAAGUACACAGUAGGAUUUAACUUGAAAAAUCAAUCGGCUUUACAAGUGUAAAAACCGCAACCUAAAUCAAGGAUUCACUGCUUAGCGGGAUUUGUUAACAAUUAGAGGGAACUGAAAUAAGGAGAUGGCCAUGGAGUGUGGCAAAGUGAUAGGCGCCAUGAACUUUGUGAGGGACGUCCAACAUUUUGAUAUGUCGACGUUUCAUCAACUGGAGGAUGCUAGAAAUAAUCUAGAACAUGCAGCUGGAUUUCUGAGAAAACUGGAGAAGAGAUCCCCGGAGAAUACGAUAUCAACAUAUCUUAGGCCCCUAUUUCUAGAAGCUCUUGAUGGUUUGUCUGCAAUAUCUUCUCACAUGAAGGAUCAAGGCCAGAAGAGUGACAUCGUUGAAAGGAUUUCGAAGGUGCUGAAAAUAAUCAAAUUGAAGAACAUUGCUGAGCGAAUCAAAGCUUCAAAACCAUCAAGAUCAUCUAGCCAAGUCACUCUGGAGAUGGUGGAGUUUGUCAAAUCUUUGCUUGUUUCUGUUCAUCAUGCACUGUUCUUUAUUAGUGCAGAUGCUCAUGUGUCUGUUCUUGUCAAGAAGCUGGAUAUACGAGGCUUCUUCACGUUUAUUGCAAAGCAGUGCAUUGAGCAUGAGAGUAUGAAGGAUUUCUUCACCCAUGCUGAGGAUGUAGCUUACACUGCAGCAUACCUAUGUUUCUUAGGCUUGAACGGCACUAUGGAUACUGAUAUCUCUAAAUUUCUGAAAAGGAUAAGUCCUUUUAGCCCUGAUGUGAGGCAGAUUUAUCUGAGUGUCUUGAUGGGGUUAAAUUCAUUCAGAUCAGAGACUACAAUGAAUGCCAAAUAUAUGUUUGAUUUUGUUAGUGCCCUCCGUAAUGAUCUGGAAGAGCUACUAAGCAAUGUUCAUCAAAGUCCGUGCAUUCGUCUCCAACAAGGACUUUCACACCUUUCUAGAUUUCUCUGGGACAUAAAAUCAGAUCCAUUUCCACUUGGAGAAUUGAUUUCUCUUCAAUCACAGAUGCAAGCUGUGGCCAUUGAGGCAGCGAUUGCAAUCUACACCUCAUAUGAUGAGAAAGUGAAAAUGAAGACUACUGAAACAGACCAUUUGCCUUUUAUUUUGCAACUGAAGUUAAAUCAUGUCAAGGUAGAAGUCUCCCUGAUUAAGCUACUGAAAAGUAAACCCACUGUAAUAGCUCCUCUAAAAGAUCUGAUUGAUUGUGUUCGGGAAGAGCUGAUAUUCAUGAAUUUUUUUUUCAUGGAUGCAUUUGAGCAGUGCAAAGAGCAAACUAACGUCACUGAAUUUUUCAAUCUUAUUCAAUCUGUAACUAGCCAAGCAUGGUUGGUCAUUUAUUCUCUUUAUCGUGACAUAAAGAAAGAAGGCUUAGCCAGGGAAAUUAGUUGGUCACAUUUUCAGUUGCUUCUUAAGUUCAGGUUUAUUAGGGCAGUGAUUGGACAGAUAUGUCCCAGAAUUUCUGUGUCAUCAAUACUGGACCAUCCCACAAUAAAUCUGUUGAACUUUCUUCCUCUCAACUUUAAGGUCCUUGAUUCUUAUUUCAGCAUGCUAAAAUCAUCAACGAUAGAUUCUUCCGAUAGCCCGAUGAUGGAUUUGGUUUUGAUGGGGUUUCAUGAAUAUAUUCUUGACAACCUGCAACUGAAGAAUGAAACCAGUUUGACAUUUACUAAUACAAAUGAGGUUAAAAAGUUUUACUAUGGAUUGUUGCUCCUGGUAACAUAUCUUUUUGAUCCUCUAGUUCAGUGUAGUGGAUUUGGAACUAUCGAAAUUGAGGCUGCUGGUGAUAGUAACAGAAAUAGAAGGGUCAGUCUUGUUCUUCAGUAUUUGACUGUAGCUUUAAAGCUUAUUGAGCCUGAGGAAACCUUGAUGGAUAUGCUAACCAAGGCCACAUUGAAAGCUCCAAUACUGGAUAUGGUUGAAAGUGCUCAUGAAGAGCUUAUUUUCCUCAGAGCUUUUCUAAUGGAUGUUCUCAGGCAACAGAUGAAGCUUAACAAAUAUCAUCAUCUCUUGAGGAAUGUUGAGGAGACUGCCAACAAGUUAGCACAACUCAGUCGUUUUCGUAAUGAAAGAUUCAUGGACGAAAACAGCACCUGGGAAGUGUGUCUUAUAUUGUCUGAUUUCCUAUAUGAUAUUAAGUUUAUCAAGGUAGAAAUUAGAAAGGUAUGCAUUCAGGUCUUGGAUGCAUCACUUAUGACUUUGCCAGAUAUCAAAGGCCUUUUAAACUUUUUAUCAAACCGCCUGGACACAGUGCUUGACUGUGAUGCUGGUUCGAUUGCUUUUCUGAUGAAUCGAAGUAGAGUUCUCAAAGAGAAACUUAUGUACUUGGGACACUUUCUUGCAGAUGUUGUACAACACUACAAUAUGCAUCAAGGACUCAAAGACCUCAUGAAACAUGUUCUAGAUACCAAGUAUGUCUGUUUAUUGUCUGUUGGGGAUUAUAAAUCUGCUUGGUAUUACAUGUUAUCUCUCUCCGAUAUGAAGCAAUUGCUUAAGUUUGUUGAGACAGAGGUCAAAACAAUUAUUCCUAAAGCUCCAGAGUCAUCAAGUUAUAGCUUCCCCAAGACAAAUGGAUUAGGAUUUCUUCAAUUUUUUCUAGGAAACUUGGAGGAGCUGUUAUGUUCUAAGCUCGAUUCCGUUAUUGACUGGAAGGAUCAGAUUGGAUCAGUCAAGGAAGGCAUACUGUGUCUAAGAGAUCAUUUCGCUGAGAACUUUGAUGAGCUAGAUGAAGUUUAUGGUUUUAUAUUGAAGGUCACUGAAAUGGCAUAUAAAGCAGAGUUUGUCAUUGACUCCUGCUUAGUCAGUUCUCAUCCACUCUGGUACAAAUCUCAUCGAAUGUCUGAAGUUCUUAAGAAUAUCAAGCUUUUAAAUAAAGCUGUUACUGAGACUUAUGAAAGAAAGGAGAUAGAUGUGAUAGUGAACAAAGUUGCAAAGACCUCCAUGAAUCCUGUGGCAUCCUUAUUAGCUUAUACGCCAAGAGAAAAUGAAGAAAUGGAGGGCUUUCACGAGGCAAUGGAUAAAAUUAAGAGGCAACUACUUCGAAGAUCUUCUCAGCUAGAUAUUAUCUCCAUAGUUGGUAUGCCUGGAAUCGGCAAGACCUUUCUGGCUGAGAAGAUUUACAAUAAUCUCAUAGUUACCCCUCACUUUGAUGUUCACGCUAAGUGUCGUGUGACUCAACUAUAUUCAUGGAAAGAGUUGUUGCUUACCAUCUUGAAUGAUGUUCUUGAUCCCGCUGAUCGCACUGGAAAAGAAGAUGGUGAAUUAGCUACUGAGCUGCGUCAAGUUUUGUUAACCAAGAGAUUCUUAAUUCUCGUUGAUGAUGUGUGGGAUAAAACAGUCUGGGACCAUUUAUAUAUGUGCUUCAGAGAUGCUAAGAAUGGUAGUAGAAUUAUUCUAACUACCCGGCUGAGUGACAUUGCCAAUUAUGCUAAAUGUAAGAGUGAACCCCAUCAUCUUCGUUUAUUCAGAGAUGAUGAGAGUUGGACAUUAUUACAAGAAGAGGUGUUUCAAGGGGAGAGCUGUCCAACUGAACUUGUAGAUGUGGGAUUUCGAAUAGCAAAAAGUUGUGGAGGAUUGCCACUUUCCAUUGUAUUAGUUGGUGGUGUUCUAAAAGAGAAAGAGAAGAAAGAAGAUUUGUGGAAAGAAGUAGAAGAAAGUUUAGGUUCCAAAAAUAUUGGUAGCUUGCAAAAGAGUAUGUCUUUAAUUGGAUUCAGUUAUAAGAAUUUACCGCAUCAUCUGAAGCCUUGUUUCCUCUAUUUUGGAGGAUUUUUUAAGGGGAAGGAUAUUCAUGUCUCAAAAUUGACUCGGUUGUGGCAAGCAGAAGGGUUUGUACAAGCAAAUAAGGAAAAAAGAACAGAUACCGCACACGAUUUCUUGGAAGAUCUUAUUAGUAGAAAUCUAGUAAUGGUCAUGAAGGAGAGACCUAAUGAUAAGGUGAAAAGUUGUCGCAUUCAUGAUCUCUUGCACAAUUUCUGCCUAGAAAAGUCCAAGCAAGAAAACUUCCUUAACCAAAUGAACAGGGGAGAAGAUAUGCUUCCUGAAAAACCUCAAGACUACCGAUUGUUCAUCCAUUCUUACCAAGAUGAGAUUGAUUCGUGGCGUCCAUGUGGCUCAAAUGUCCGUUCUUUACAAUUCAAAGUGGCAGACCCGGAUAGCUUGUUAUGGCCUCGUGAUAUCUCCUUCAUCUUUGACAGCUUCAAACUUGUUAAAGUGUUGGAUUUGGAAUCGUUCAACAUAGGUGGCACUUUUCCUAGUGAAGUAGAGUCAUUAAUUCAUUUGAGGUACUUUGCUGUUCAAACAUAUGCAAAUUCAAUUCCUUCGUUUAUAGCUAAGCUUCGGAAUCUUGAAACUUUUGUGGUAAGAGGAUUGGGAGGAGAGGUGAUAAUACCUUCUUCUAUUCUAAAGAUGGUCAAAUUGAGGCAUUUACUUGUAAAAAAUCGUGCUUCAUUUAGUUUGCAAGGAAACAUGGGUGAAUCAUUUUCUAACUCUCAAUUAGAUUAUUUGGAAACCUUUUCCACUCCACGCCUCUCUUAUGGUCAAGAUGCAGAGAUGAUUUUGACAAAGAUGCCAAAUUUGAGAAAGUUGAAUUGUAUAUUUUUGGAGACAUUUAGUUAUUUAGAGAAAUUGAAGGGAAGGUGUGUUCGUUUUCCCACAUUAGAGUUUCUAAGUCACCUUGAAUCCCUAAAGUUGGUUUCCAACUGCUAUCCAUCUAAGCUUCCUCAUGUGUUCAAUUUCCCCUCAAAACUAAGGGAAUUGACUUUGUCUAAGUUUCGCUUACCCUGGUACGAAAUUUCUAUCGUUGGAGAACUGCCUAACUUGGAGAUCCUAAGGUUGCUUUCCAGAGCCUUCGAAGGGAAUGAAUGGGAAGUGAAUGAUUCAGAAUUUCGUGUACUCAAAUACUUAAAUUUGGACAACAUCAACAUUUCACAGUGGUCCCUCUCUAAUGAUGCUUUUCCUAAGCUUGAACAUUUGGUUUUAACCAAGUGUAAGCAGCUUGAGGAAAUCCCUUCUCAUUUUGGUGAUGCCGUAACUCUGAAAAGCAUUGAAGUAAACAGGUGUGGCCGGUCUGUUUCCAAUUCAGCCUUGGAAAUUCAAACUGCGCAACAUGAAGACAUGGCAAAUGAUGCUUUCACAGUUACAAUACAGCCUCCAGAUUGGGCUAGAAAACCAUUUGCUUGACUCGUUUCUGCUUUCUCACCUGCAUAUCAUUAAACGAGAGAGAGUUGAAGUAUGCGAGCCUUGUAAACUACAUGUACACACCACUAGCUAGCAAUAUUCCAUAUAGUCUAACAAUCAAACAUUAAAAUAAAAUAUUUUAUUUUAAUGUUUGAUUGUUAGACUGGUCAAGGCGGAAGAAGAUAGCACAAGGUACAGCGAGAGGGCUAGUUUACUUGCAUGAGCAGUGUGAUCCCAAAAUUAUCCAUCGUGAUGUCAAAGCAGCAUACAUUCUGUUGGAUGAAGAAUUUGAGGCAGUAGUUGGUGAUUUUGGAUUGGCAAAGCUCUUGGAUCACUGCGAUUCUCAUGUGACAACUGCUGUUAGGGGCACCAUUGGCCACAUUGCUCCAGAAUAUUUGUCUACUGGCCAAUCGUCUGAAAAAACUGACGUUUUUGGGUUUGGAAUCUUGCUACUUGAGCUGAUUACAGGUCAGAAAGCUAUGGACUUUGGUCGAGGGGCCAACCAGAAAGGUGUUGUUAUGCUUGAUUGGAAAAACAAUAUGUGUUGAUGUGAAUGCAAGCGAAUAAUCAAGAAAAAAUAUGAAUCAAGUUGUUGUAGAAUCAUACAUGUGUUCAGGGGAACAUAUAUACUUGCUACUCAUGGUUUAGCAACUACAUAGGAGAAGCAAAUGCAAGCUUUCGACCAAAUGGUCUACUUUACCUCAAUUCACCAUUUUGAACCUUAUACAAAAGAUUUUUCCGUACUGUGAUGUGAAGUAAGAUUAUAUCAUUGCAGGUUGUAAAAACUCUAUGAUGCUACUUAAUUUUGUUGAAAGAAGCAAGAAACGCUCGUAAAUUGAACUUGUUAGUUGGAACACAAUCAUACAAGUU